UUCCAAAUAAAAAUUUCAAUGAAAAUAAAAUUAAAGGAGGGGUUUGGAAAUUCCGCACUCUUCUUCCACAAACAAUCAGCUCUCCUCAACUCCCACACCCAAUAUACUGAAAUGGUACGUUUACAGCCCGAUCCCUUCCUCAAUGAACUUACGAACAUGUUUGAGCGAACUACUGAAAAAGGCUCUGUUUGGGUUACUCUGAAGCACUCUUCAGACAAGUCUAAGGUUAAAAUAAAUAAGAUGAAGACAGCUGGAGAAAAGAUCGAGUACAAGUGCCUCGUACGAGCUACUGACGGCAAGAAGACCAUUUCGACAAUGGUUGGUCAGAAAGAUCAUUCUCGAUUUCAGUCGAGUUAUGCAACUAUUCUGAAAACCCGAAUGACUGCAUUGAAGAAGAGGGAGAGAAAAGAUAGACGAAAGACAGCAGAUUCUGAUAAGAAACAAGAGCCUAAGAAGCCAUCUUCUGCUGCUAAACCCUCUAACUAAACCGAAUUUUCUUGAUUUAUUCUCUUUUUUUUUUAAACAAUUUUGUCAUUAUAUUUAUAAUAAGAUUCUCUUUUAUAUAUACAUAUAUACGACUUAAAAGACUUAUUCUUACAUAUUUUUGGUUGUGGUGUAAAUUUUUUGGCUAUGUUGAAAGCAUUUUUGGAGGCUAUUGCUAUUUCGUUUUGGGAUCGCUUCAAUUUA
Molecule: messenger RNA, 687 nt
Organism: Erythranthe guttata (spotted monkey flower)
Lineage: Eukaryota; Viridiplantae; Streptophyta; Magnoliopsida; Lamiales; Phrymaceae
Product: signal recognition particle 14 kDa protein
Biological process (GO): SRP-dependent cotranslational protein targeting to membrane
Cellular component (GO): signal recognition particle, endoplasmic reticulum targeting
Molecular function (GO): endoplasmic reticulum signal sequence receptor activity; 7S RNA binding
Source: RefSeq, a predicted model, not a curated record